Molecule: messenger RNA, 1446 nt
Organism: Oncorhynchus nerka (sockeye salmon)
Lineage: Eukaryota; Metazoa; Chordata; Actinopteri; Salmoniformes; Salmonidae
Gene: pomca
Product: proopiomelanocortin a
Biological process (GO): neuropeptide signaling pathway
Cellular component (GO): extracellular region
Molecular function (GO): neuropeptide hormone activity
Source: RefSeq, a predicted model, not a curated record
UCUCCUCCUCCUGCCAUCUCCAUCUCAUCUCCUCCUCCUCCUGCCAUCUCAUCUCAUCUCCUCCUCCUCCCAUCUCCAUCUCAUCUCCUCCUCCUCCUGCCAUCUCCAUCUCAUCUCAUCUCCUCCUCCCAUCUCCAUCCUGUUUGUCACCCGGCCUCUUCAAGUCGUUAAUCCCCACAGGGAAGUGUGUUCCUGCUACUCAGCCAGCAGACAAAGAGCCACCAACAGCCAGAUGUCAGUCAGAACCCUGGACCAUUCAGACCAGAGUAAUUCCAUACCCUCACCUUCAGCAUGCAGACAAGACGCAUGACGUGUUGGCAGACCCUUGUUAAUACCCUUCAUAAUUCACCUUUGUGUGUGUGUGUGUGUAUGUCUGUGUGUUUCCACUCUGCUGACGUUCAAGUCCUAACUGGUGGACAAAGAUGGGACAUGGUUCUCUAAACGGUUGUAAUGCAUUGGACACUCAUUAUAAUGGUGUGUGUGUGUGUGUGUGUGAUUGUCAAAUUUGGCUCGUGGCCCCGGUGGUCUCGGGAACCUCCGUCACUCAGGUUCAGGUAUAAAAGAGAGGGCCAGAGACAGAGACACACACACACUCUCUCAGACACACACACCCACAGACGGACAACAGUGCUGAAGUGGACAACUCAUCGGAAGAGAAAAGUGAUCGACUGGUCGGAGGAGAGACAGAGAAGAGAAUACUUUUGAAACAGCGUGACGAUGCUGUGUCCUGCGUGGUUAUUGGCUGUGGCUGUGGUGGGUGUGGUCAGCGGGGUUAAAGGUCAGUGCUGGGAGAAUCCUCGCUGUCAAGACCUCAACUCUGAGAACAGCAUCCUGGAGUGCAUCCAGCUCUGUCGUUCUGACCUCACCGCCGAAUCUCCCAUCUUCCCUGGCGAGGUCCAUCUCCAACCCAACUCCCCCUCUGACUUUCCUCCCCCUCCUACCUCUGUCCCCCCCUCUCCCCUGUCCCCCUUGGAGCAGCAGAACAUCAUGUCCCCCCAGGCCAAGCGAUCCUACUCCAUGGAACACUUCCGCUGGGGGAAGCCUGUGGGAAAGAAGCGCCGCCCGGUGAAGGUCUACACCAAUGGUGUGGAGGAGGAGUCCUCCGAGGGCUUCCCCAGCGAGAUGAGACGAGAGCUGGGCACCAACGAGGCCAUGUACCCCUCCCUGGAGGCUGGGGCUGUGGAAGGGGGAGAGGGCCUGGGGGGCGAGGCGGAUGGCCUGGGUGGGGUGUUUAGUCUUCAGGAGAAGAAAGACGGCUCGUACAAGAUGAACCACUUCCGCUGGAGCGGACCGCCCGCCAGUAAGCGCUAUGGAGGGUUCAUGAAGAGCUGGGACGAACGUAGCCAGAAACCACUGCUCACUCUGUUCAAAAAUGUCAUCAUCAAAGACGGACAGCAGAAGAGAGAGCAGUGAGGGGGGAGAGGGGAAGGGAGAAUAGGUGAGUAA